This is a messenger RNA of Stegodyphus dumicola, 501 nucleotides long. Its product is annotated as myosin light chain 1-like. Lineage: Eukaryota; Metazoa; Arthropoda; Arachnida; Araneae; Eresidae. Gene Ontology annotation, cellular component: muscle myosin complex. Gene Ontology annotation, molecular function: calcium ion binding. The record is from RefSeq and is a predicted model, not a curated record.
CCCCCUGCCCACAGAAAUCGUAAAAGCUUCAAAAAAGUUAACUCUCUGCAGUCCUGUUUCGACUUCUUUUCGGUAACAUCACUGUGUGUGUAGUCUUGGUUACUGCGGUGAAGUACAUAGCUAUUUGCAAUGGCUGACUUAAAAAGCUACGAAGUCGAAGAAUGCAGGGCUGCUUUUGAAGUGUACGACACCACCGGAGGCGGAAAAAUUGACGCCAUUUACUUGGGAUCUUUGUUGAGGGCGUUAGAUUUGUCCGUCACUGAAGAGGCCGUAGCCAAGGCUGGAGGAACUAAGAAAGAAGGUGAGAAAAUGAUAGAUUUUGAAGAAUUCCUACCCAUCUUCAGUGAUGCCAAGAAAUCCAAAGAUAUGGGCCAAAUUGAAGAUUUACUAGAAGGCUUGAAAGUAUAUGACAAGAAUGAAAACGGAACCAUGAUGGCAGCUGAAUUAGCUCAUGUCCUUCUUUCUCUUGGUAAGUGUAAUCAUUAAUAACACGGCGUUAUA